This is a messenger RNA of Phytophthora sojae, 504 nucleotides long. RefSeq lists its product as hypothetical. Lineage: Eukaryota; Oomycota; Peronosporomycetes; Peronosporales; Peronosporaceae. The record is from RefSeq and is a predicted model, not a curated record. The annotation marks the transcript as partial. The transcript is spliced from 2 exons.
AGUGAUGCCACCAGAGUCCGGCUGUAUAACUGCUAUGUGCUUCCUGUUCUGCUGUACAACAGCGGAACGUGGGCACUGACGCCGUCCGAGCUGAGCGGGCUCGAAAGCUUCCACCGCCGACAACUACGUAGCGAACGCCCGCUCCGCCACAGAAUCACAGCAGCACGAUGGCGUCUGUUCGGCCACGUCCUGCGCCGGCCCGAGAUCCCAGCGUACACCCAGAUGGCCGCCUACUUCGACUCGUCGUCCAAGGGAACCUGGCGUGGACGCCCACGCACGACACUACCGACUGUGCUCGAUGCGGACCUUAUCUCGAGCGAAUACGCCUAUCGCCUCGAGACCCGCCGUGACCUGGACCAACUUCGGCUGCUUGCACAAGAGAAACCUAAAUGGAAAGCCCUCGAGAGGGCAAUUGUCGCCGCACUGCCGGCGAAGAAGGACCCGACGUAUGCGGACACCACCUUAUGCCGUCGACUAGCAAAGCUGAGCCUAGCGACAGCAUAG